AUGGGGAAGAUGCCAGGAAUUCAGCUCCUGCAGGUCUGGGACCGGAUGGCACUCAUAGACAAGCUACAGGUCAUUACUCAGCUCUUCGAAGUUCAGAAAACGUGGCUGUCAGCUCGUUUUGAGAAGAUUGGGAGCCUUUACUACGAUACGCGGAUGAUGUCGAAGCGAGCGUGGCAAACAAGAGCCACUUGUUUACCGACAACAACGGAACGGAAGCAGAUCCUUUUUGAAAUCCGACCGAAGUCCUUGCAAGAGCCGUCCAUCUGGGACUACUACCAAACUGUCCUCCAAAGGGAGAUCGAUGCCACAAAGAAUGUGCCACGUCUUCCCAAGCAGAUGGUGGUGCUCUGCGCCCCUACACUCUAUCUGCCAACACGUGAGAAGAAUCUGGCUGCGCUGGAAUCAUGCGCACAUGUUGCUAGAUACGCCCUUCCCUCCGAUCCUUUGAUUUGUGCAUCUCACCUAUGGCACAACGACCUCCACGACGAAAAGAUAUUCGUGGAUCCCAUGAAUCACACCCGCAUAACUGGCAUCAUUGACUGGCAAUCGACGCAGGCAGGAACUCUCUUUGAAAACACCAGCGAUCCUGGUAUCCUUGACUACGACGGACCAGGCAUCGAGUCUCUGGAGAAGCCAACACUUUUCCAAAAUUACAAGGAACUAUUCGGAACCGAGAAAGCUGCUGAAAUUCAGCUCUACUAUAGCAAGUCUCUCCUGGUGGCUUACCGGAGGCUCACCCAGAGGAAUCCGUCCUUUAAAAAGACGUCCGAGUUCCAGGCCUCUACCGCAUUUGACAUUCUCAAACUCUCGCGCCGCAUCUUUGAAGUCGGCGAGGCUCAUGUGCAGGCCCUUAGUGACCCCGCUGCUGUACAGCAAGCUGGCGAACCCGCCUCUCCACCCAGCUUCUCGGAAUCCGAUCUUCAGCGUAUCGAGAGUGACGCCGAAGCUGCCGAUGCUGGCAUCCAAGCAACGGACGAGAUCAGGAGGCGGCUAGGGGAAUACUGGCCCGAGAAAGGUGCCGUCCAGGCCCAACAUUACGAUGAGACGAAGCGCUUGCUCAAGCAGAUAAAAGAAGAGCUCGUGCACGAGCUUGCACUUGAUCCCGAAGGCAGGACGGUCUUCGAACAGUUCCGUCCAUUUGAUGAAUAG
Molecule: messenger RNA, 1149 nt
Organism: Cladophialophora yegresii CBS 114405
Lineage: Eukaryota; Fungi; Ascomycota; Eurotiomycetes; Chaetothyriales; Herpotrichiellaceae
Exons: 4
Coding region: 1-1149 (382 amino acids)
Cellular component (GO): mitochondrion
Source: RefSeq, a predicted model, not a curated record